Messenger RNA from Plasmopara halstedii, 447 nucleotides. Its product is annotated as FOG: RCC1 domain. Lineage: Eukaryota; Oomycota; Peronosporomycetes; Peronosporales; Peronosporaceae. Bases 1 to 447 code for a protein of 148 amino acids. The record is from RefSeq and is a predicted model, not a curated record. The transcript is spliced from 5 exons.
AUGCUCGGUAUUGGCCAGUCUUCCGACCAGCAUACCCCAAAGCGCAUCGAAUUUUUUGACGAUAUUCGUGUCAGGAACGUUUCUUGCGGUGGCUGGCACACUGUGGUGGUUGCCGAGUCGGGAGAUUGCUAUGCGUUCGGGCGGGGUGAGUAUGGCCGAUUGGGUCUUGGUGAUACAAAAAGUCGUACGCGACCGCAUUUGGUAAAAGCUUUAAAGGGUAAAUCUGUGGUUCACGCUGCAUGUGGUGGUUCUCAUACUCUUUUUGUCACCAACGACGGAACUGCCUUCGUUGCUGGACGAUCCGACCACGGAAGAUUAGGCUUGGUGGACAUGAAGUCAUUGGCAAUACCUACACGUCUGGAUCUCGGUCCGAUUACCAUUCUUCAAGUAUCUGCAGGAGCGUCGCCUGCCUUAAAUAGAGUAAUCGACAAACAAAACAUGGAUUGA